AUUAUAAUAAAUUCCAUCGUGAAACUUUCCUCUUCCAUCCCGCAUGCGAAGUUUAACAAGAGGAUUUCACUUCGUUCUCUACCUUAUAAUGGACAUAACUGUGCUGAAGCAACAUCCAAUUCUCGGCCUAGUGGAAUAUACCAGAUAUUCAAUCCCAGCUACAGUGAAAAGCCUUUUGAAGUGGCAUGCGAUUCAAAGACUCAUGGAGGUGGCUGGACUAUCAUCUUAAGGCGGAUGGAUGGAAGUGAAGAUUUUUAUCGAAACUGGAAUACAUACAAAAAAGGAUUCGGAGAUUUGGAUGGAGAGUUCUUUCUCGGUUUGGAUAAGAUUCAUGCGUUAACUGCAGACGAGAAUCAGGAAUUGCUUGUGGUUCUUGAGGACUUUGAUGGAGACGAAAGGUAUGAGCGGUAUGAGAGAUUUGCCAUUGACGACGAGGAUAACCAAUAUGCCCUCUAUGCUUUGGGCACAGCGAAGGGAACAGCUGGCGAUUCACUCAGAAGACAACAUGGCAAGAAAUUUUCGACAUUUGAUCGGGAUAAUGAUACUGAUGAGGGGAACUGUGCCGUUCAGUACUCUGGUGCCUGGUGGUACGAUGAUUGUCACGAAAGCCACUUGGCGGGAGUUUACAAUGACAACACUUAUGGCAAGGGCGUCAACUGGAAUCUUUUUCGCGGUCUGAAAUACUCUCUUAAAAGAGCAAUUAUGAUGAUACGCCCAAGAAAUUUCUGAGCAAUUCUCUACUCGGUAGAGAUCGUUGCUGUUUAUUGAGUCAUUCCCUGAAAUUGUAACAAUUAUAGUUAUAAUUUUUGAUCCUCGAUACUUUUCAAAUGACUAUUAUUACUAACGUUAUUCAAUAAAUUCAAAAAUUAUAAUUUA
This is a messenger RNA of Drosophila innubila, 876 nucleotides long. RefSeq names its product ryncolin-1-like. Lineage: Eukaryota; Metazoa; Arthropoda; Insecta; Diptera; Drosophilidae. The coding region runs from base 235 to 729 and encodes 164 amino acids. The transcript has 2 exons. The record is from RefSeq and is a predicted model, not a curated record.